AUGGUGAGCAGCAUAGACGUUGUAGUGGAUCAUAGAGAUGCGAUUAUUCCCGUGGUUCUAAAUAUUUUUGUUGACGUGUAUCCAUCUGAAGAAAGAAGAAAUCAAGAGAUUAUAGAAGAGUCUAUGCAAUUUGUCAAAAUGAUUCCUGCAUCUAAUGAAGCUAUCUUAUCUUUAAAAAGCUACUCACUUCCUCAAAAUUGUUCAAUAUGCAUGGAGAAAUUUCAUGAUGAUUUAAAAGAAGAUGAUAGUGAUGACGUGAAGGUUUCAACAAUGGCAUGUGGUCAUAUAUUUCACUAUAAUUGCAUUGUGCAAUGGCUACAAACAAGUCAUGUAUGUCCCUUGUGCCGCUAUGCUAUGCCUACUUGA
Molecule: messenger RNA, 366 nt
Organism: Vicia villosa (hairy vetch)
Lineage: Eukaryota; Viridiplantae; Streptophyta; Magnoliopsida; Fabales; Fabaceae
Product: E3 ubiquitin-protein ligase RING1-like
Exons: 1
Coding region: 1-366 (121 amino acids)
Biological process (GO): protein ubiquitination
Cellular component (GO): cytoplasm
Molecular function (GO): ubiquitin protein ligase activity; zinc ion binding
Source: RefSeq, a predicted model, not a curated record